Oikopleura dioica is the source of this 1128-nucleotide messenger RNA. The record is from the annotation of a GenBank genome assembly. Lineage: Eukaryota; Metazoa; Chordata; Appendicularia; Copelata; Oikopleuridae.
AUGUUUGAUCAGCUAGAACCGUUUAUUAUCGACAAUGGAUCCGGCACGAUAAAGGCCGGAUACGCGAACUCAGAAAAUCAGUCAGGACCUCCCAUAGAAUUCCCCUCAAUUAUCGCCCGUCCAAGGCAUAAGGGCCUUGGUCAAAUCGGAGCCAAGCAAGCUGCUAUUUUCGUUGGUAAUGAAGCUGAUAAGAAGCGAGGUCUUUGCAAAGUGUCCUAUCCAAUUGAACAAGGUUAUAUAAAAAGCGUGGACGAUACGUAUCUGAUGUGGCUAGAAGCGCUCAGAGGCGUUCCAAACGGACUGAAUCAGAUAAAAGACAGAGGACUGGUACUGACGGAGCCGCCGCUCAAUUCGAAUAAAAAUAGAGAGACCAUGGUCGAAGUUGCGCUUGAAAAACUCGUCGCCAAAGCUGUUUCACUCCAAGUUCAAGGUGUAUUGUCGCUAUAUUCAUACGGACAAGUAACCGGCACAAUCGUGGAAAUCGGCGACGGAGUGACACACACGAUCCCCAUUUUCGACGGGUUCUGCAUGCCACACGCUGUCAAUCGAGUCGACAACGCCGGCCGCGAUCUCACAACUUAUCUUCAAAAGCUGCUCAUGGAGGAAGGAGUCAAUUUAUCGUCAUCUGCCGAGUUUCAAAUCGUACGAGAUCUCAAAGAAAAAUACUGCUUCGUCGCAAGUAAAGCUGGAGCUUCGGAAAGCAAGCCGCAGAAACAUGUUCUUCCAGACGGAACUACGAUAACGAUCAACGAGCAACAAACUCGCGUUCCUGAAGUCCUUUUCAAUCCCGAGCUUGUCGGAAAAGAUCAACCAGGCGUCCACUCCAUGGUAGCGGACACAGUCGCCAAGGUAGACGUUGAUCUGCGCACCGAUUUGUACAAGAACAUUUUCCUCUCCGGCGGUAGCUCCAUGUUCAAAGGAAUCGACAAGAGACUGCAAAACGAGGUGCAGAAGAUAAUUCCUUCCGAAGCAAAAGCUGGCGUCAUCGCGAAAAAACACAGAUCCUGCGCAGCGUUUAUCGGAGCAACGAUGGUCUGCUCCCUGCCAAGCUAUGACCACUCAAAUUACAUCACAAAGCAGGAGCUUCAGGAAGCUGGGCCGUCCAUCAUCGCGCGCAAAUGCUUUUAA